Molecule: messenger RNA, 621 nt
Organism: Trichomonas vaginalis G3
Lineage: Eukaryota; Parabasalia; Trichomonadida; Trichomonadidae
Product: KilA, N-terminal/APSES-type HTH, DNA-binding family
Exons: 1
Source: RefSeq, a predicted model, not a curated record
AUGUCAACAACAGAGAACACAACAACAGUUAUAGUCCAUGAAGCUAUAAAUGAAGAAUAUGAGUGGGUUCAGUUUAACAAACAACUCCGUCUCAUUCGUUCGGUCAAAGACGAUAUGUACCAAAUGCAAAGUAUUUUGACUGCUCUUCGUUCUACAAAGCAAGCACGUCAUUGGUUUGAAAACCAACAGACAAAAGAACUUUUAGAAGAAUUUCCUCAUAUGUUUGCGACCGGUAGAAAACCGCGGGUCGAGAUUCCGUACGAAAAUCGUGAAAAAUUGCCAAACGGUUUGAGAGGAUAUUAUGUACAUAGACUUCUUGUAAAUGCUGUUGCAAUGUGGGCUUCACCUCGUUACGCUUGUUAUAUUUUCAUGAUGUUAGAUGAAAUUCAUAGACAAGAACGUGAAGAGAUGGAAAACAAGCUUGAAGCAAAAGACAAAAGCAUUCAGAAAAGAAUACCACGUUCGGUACCAAAAGGAAAGGAAAAGAACUAUAAGUAUAUGAUUUAUACUGAAGAGAUGGAAAAUGAAGAAGAUAAAGAUAUGGUUAUGUUGCAUUUAGUCAGAAGAAACAACAAAAGCUUUUACGACCUUGCUAAGAUUUACAAAUCUGACAGAAAUUGG